AUGAUACUGCUAAUACCAUCAACAGAAGAGCUUAGACAAGCAGGUAAUAUUGCAUUCAAAAAUCAAGAAUUCAAAAAGGCAGCUAAAAUCUACCGUGAUGCAAUUAAGCAGGAUUCAAAGAAUCCCGUACUUUACUCUAAUAGAGCACAAUGCUUCUUAAAGCUCGAAGAUUACGGUAGAGCUCUAAGAGAUUGCCAAAUGGGAAUU
This is a messenger RNA of Scheffersomyces stipitis CBS 6054, 207 nucleotides long. RefSeq lists its product as uncharacterized. Lineage: Eukaryota; Fungi; Ascomycota; Pichiomycetes; Serinales; Debaryomycetaceae. The record is from RefSeq and is a predicted model, not a curated record. The transcript has a single exon. Gene Ontology annotation, molecular function: protein binding. The annotation marks the transcript as partial.